Molecule: messenger RNA, 2559 nt
Organism: Dalotia coriaria
Lineage: Eukaryota; Metazoa; Arthropoda; Insecta; Coleoptera; Staphylinidae
Product: sperm-specific sodium:proton exchanger-like
Exons: 7
Coding region: 153-2483 (776 amino acids)
Biological process (GO): monoatomic ion transport; transmembrane transport
Cellular component (GO): membrane
Molecular function (GO): monoatomic ion channel activity
Source: RefSeq, a predicted model, not a curated record
UGGACAAAGCAAGCAUUUUGCAGAUCUAUCUGCAUUCCGUGGUCUUUCCAACGAGUACAUUCAGUCUGAUUUUUGCUACUGAAUUUUACUUCCAGUCUCCUGAACUAGGAAGCAUUGCUUUCGCUCAUACUUUAUUCAAUACUGGUGCCUCGAUGUUGAUUAAUAAUUUUUUUGGUAUUAAUUUGAUGAAAUGGAUCAAAAUUGGGUAUAUAUCUCAAAUGGGUGUUGAUAACAUGACACGCACAUUAAACGUAAUCAAAGAGUUCCGGAAUGAAAUCGUGCGUGAAAAGAAAAUGGAUCGCAGUUUAGCUCAAGUCAACUGGAAUAUUGUGAAUGCAUAUGCUAAGUUAUCCUUGGGAUAUCCGUAUCCGCCAUUGAAGAUACCGGUUGACUGGGAAAAUAAUAUCGCAUCGGAGUAUUUGAAAGAAACUUAUAUGUGUUGCGAAGUUUGUCCAAAUAUGCAGAAAACUGAUUAUGCAACUGUUUAUAAAGCAGCUUUAAAAAAUCAACGAAAAAUAAUGGCAAAUUUAAUCAAAUCCGUGAUAAGAAGAAAAUUUGAACAAUGUUUCAUUGACGCUGAAUGUGAUUCUAUCUUGAGGAAAGCAGUCGUUUUGUAUGAAGAAGGCAACUCGAAUGCACCUGUUCAACUUUUCAGUGAUUUGUUAAUAAUCAAGCCUAUGUGGAAACAUAUGAAACGGUUUUUCGAUUUACUUGACACUCGUAAAAAGCAAAUCAUUCCAAGGAAUCGUCUCUAUCGUUGGUUUUACCACACGCGAGCCAGUAGCAUGUAUCAAAUUCUCAAUUAUGUGAUUACAAUUGCUGUCCUGUUUCCAAUUUUGGUUCAAGUGUUAAUUCAAAACCUAAUGAGGAACUACGAACCCUACACCUAUACAAUCGCGUUAAUUUUCUUCGUGUUUGACUGCUACGUGAAUAUUAUUGCAUUCUCAGCCAUGAAUUUAUCAGAAGGAACAAAAACUUACUUCAGUUCUUUUUGGCACUUGAUGGACUUUAUUUCAAUAUUCGGAGUUCUCGCCGAGUGUAUUUUAUCAUGGAUGGAAGUAACAUCAGGAACAUCAAGUCCUGUACUGGAAGGUUUCGCUUAUAUUAAAUUUGCGCGUGUGCCACGCAUUCUACAUUUUUUACCUCUGGUUCUGCCAAAAUUUAUGUUCUCGAUGGAAUACGGUACAGAAUUGAGAAAAAUGUUGGCAUAUCAAUGUGUGCUAGCAAUGAAUGAUUGCAUUAAUGAAGUCCUUAUCUAUUGCAAACGUUGGGAUCAGGAAGUAACCGAUGAUGUUCUCCGAGCGUUGACGCAUGAACUACAGAGCAGCAAGAUGGAACUGCAGGAAAUUAUUGUUCAGUUACAGACGGAAAUGCCGCUGACGACUUCAUCAGUUAAAACCAAGCAGACAUUGAAUGCCAGCAGAUGCUGCAUGAAUAACUAUCUCAUUAAGUUAAAAUUUCAAGGUAAUAUUGACAGCAAUGAAUUUGUGUUUCUGAAGACAUUGAUUAAUGAUAAGCGAACAUACAAGUAUAGCGUACCACCGACUAACCCAACGUUGUUGUUUUUGGGAAAUUAUUGGAUUUCUAGUACAAGUGCAGCAGCAGAUUUCCUCAAAAGCCGGGCUGUUUUGCAAACAUGGCCAUCCGAUCAUCUCUUGGUUGAAGUAGGCGAUAAAGUAUUGGGAAUUUAUAUGUUGGUCAAAGGACAUUUGAUAAUUACACAUCGCGCGCGAUCUCGUAGGAAUAAUACGGAUAAUAAAAAAAUUCGUUUCGAUGAAUUUGAAAAUCACUUCAUUUCACCCGGAAAUACUUUUGGUGAAAUUGAACUCCUAACUACAGGAAGAUAUAAAUAUUCUCUACGAUGCGCUGAAGAGUGCAAAACGUAUUUUAUUAAUUUAUCGACGUUUUCUGAGGCGUUGGAAUUGAGCAAACAUCCAAUCAACGGACUUGAAGCAACUCUCUGGAAACGCAAAAUGAUGAAUAUGUGCACGGAAGUGCUGAUGCGUCAGCCAUCUUACAAGUAUGAGGAAAUGUGGGCCAUCAAGAAAAAGAUCCAACGUGCAUUCGUGCCAGACUUACGCUGUUACAAAACUUUUAUUUUUGUUGAUUCCAUUCGAGAUAUUGUUCUAAUCGAAGGUCAUGCAAUGAAUCUAUACACGCAAGAUAUUUAUACGGCGCCUGAAUAUAUUCCUAGAACAGCAAAGAAAUUGGUUCUGCCCCGUCCAAGACUCUUGAAAUCAAACAACCAAAUCCGCUAUGUAAUGACAACUAAGUUCUUGGUGAUACCCGUCGAUGAUAUUGAACCUAUCGCUGUUCUCGCGCAUGAAGAAGCUGCCGCCAGUAUGAUAAGUCAUGAUUUUGUUAAUUGUCCUUAUCACGUCAGCCAAACCAAGGGAAAACUUAAAGUUCGACGUCAAUUAAUUGAUCCAAAGAAAUUUCAACUCAACGAGGCUUUUUCAGCUUCUAUUGUGGGAUAUUUUUAGUAAUACAAGUUGCACAUAAUUUCACUGCUAAUUAAAUAUUAAUGGUUUAAUAUAAUAUAUUAUUUAAGUAAAAUAA